AUGGCAACGAAAAUCAUCUACUUCACAGUGAAUGGGAGACCAGAAAAGGCUGAAUUCCCGAUGGACUGCCCUGCUCAGGAUGUCAAAGAUCUGUUCCGCUCUGCAGCCGAGGCAGGACCCCAUGACAUCCUGAAGCUGUACAACCCCAAAGGCAACAUCAUCAACAUCUCCCCGAGUCUGGAGCCCAACAGCCCAAACUCCUGCUACAAGCUGGAGGUGGUGGCCUCCGAGUGCAACAGUGAGCCGUUAGAUAAAUGACUUAACACUGUGCGGGUGGUGUGUGAGCUCAGACUGCAGGGCCUGGAGAAGAAAAUCCUGAUUGAAGCCGGUGAGACCCCUGCAGUUGUGUAUGAGAUGAAGAAACAGGUGGAUCGAUUCCGGGACAAACUAGAGAGUGUGGAGCAUCUGAGCUGGCUGGGAUUAUUUAAAGAUCUGUCAGAGGGAACACACAAGCCCUCCCCAUUUUACCACAAGAGAACCCUACGAAAAACCAGGAAAGAGUGUGAGCAUGUACGGGAAAAGUUUCUUCAAAUGAGGCACGUUCACGUAUCAGACGAAGUGAGGCAGUACUUAAAGACCCCAACCUUUGAUAACUGGCAGUGGGAGGACGCAGAGAUAAUGGUGCUCCUGCAUGUCAUGUACGCAGAUUUAGAUUUCAUAGCGACCUUCAACAUUGAGCCUGAAGUCCUGCAACAGUUCCUGUUUGAAGUCUAUCAAAGAUACAACAACAUCCCUUUCCACAACUUCAAGCAUUGCUUCUGUGUUACCCAGAUGAUGUAUGGUUUGAUCUGGCUGACUGACCUGAGGAGUAAGAUGGACAGCAUUGACCUGCUGAUCAUGUUGACCUCUGCAGUUUGCCAUGACCUCGAUCACACAGGAUACAACAAUGCCUAUCAGAUAAAUGCUCGGACAGAACUUGCUCUUCGCUACAAUGACAUCUCUCCACUGGAGAACCACCACUGUGCUGUAGCUUUUGGUUUACUGGAGAAGACAGAGAGCAACAUCUUCAGAAAUGUGUCCAUGGAUCAAUAUAAACGGAUAAGAGAAGGGAUCAUAAAAUGCAUUCUGGCCACAGACAUGACAAGGCACAAUGAGAUUCUCAACAAGUUCAAGUCCAUCCUGCCAGCUUUUGACUUCACCAACAAGGACCACAGAGAUGUGCUGAUGAUGAUUCUGAUCAAAGUGAGCGACAUAUCCAAUGAGGCGAGGCCCAUGGAGGUGGCUGAGCCUUGGUUGGACUGUCUUCUGCAGGAAUUCUACAACCAGAGUGAUAUGGAGAAGUUGGAGGGUCUUCCAGUCACCCCCUUCAUGGAUCGGGACAAAGUAACCAAGCCUUCAUCUCAAACAGGCUUCAUCAGAUUUGUCCUUUUGCCUCUCUUCAUCGAGCUGGCCAACCUUUUCCCCUGCCUGGAGCAACACAUUAUCGAUCCGGUACGGAAGGCUCUUGAUUACUACACAGAGAUGGAGAAAGCACUGGAGAGGGAGACACAGAACCGGGCUCAGAGUGAGAAUGCAGCCAAGAGUAAGGAGACACAGAGCACAGCUGACAGCCAGACUGAUGCUGUUGGCCCCGAAGCCUCGAAACCAGACGCACAGUGAACUAUGGUGAACGGCACUAUAUUUAUAUUGAUUUAAAUGUUUUAGCUCCGUUUACAUUUGUACUUUUGCUCAAGCACAAGUUGCCAUUCCAAGCAGUGCCUGUUGUAGUUUUGGUGUAUGCAGUAUUAUCUGUAAUGUGAUGAGAUGGAACCUAACUUUUACUUUAUAAUUUUGCUGGAGGGUUAAAAAUAAAUUCUCAACACUAGUAGGCUACAUUUUAAAAGAGAAUUUCCAAAGUACAGUUCAACAAAUUAGUUUGCCUGAAUUAUGUUUUACGACAAUCAAUAUUUUGAUUAAAGGAAUGCGUGACAAAGGAUUAACAGAUUAUAGAUAUGUACAUUUCAGACAACAUUGCAUUUCUACUCCAGUGUUGUUUGUUUUGGAAUAAAUAAACUGCAUAUACUGUAAGUUGCUUUGGUUGCAUUGCAUCAGUUGCAUAUGUGCAUGUAA
Molecule: messenger RNA, 2049 nt
Organism: Micropterus dolomieu (smallmouth bass)
Lineage: Eukaryota; Metazoa; Chordata; Actinopteri; Centrarchiformes; Centrarchidae
Product: high affinity cGMP-specific 3',5'-cyclic phosphodiesterase 9A
Exons: 13
Biological process (GO): cGMP catabolic process
Molecular function (GO): 3',5'-cyclic-GMP phosphodiesterase activity
Source: RefSeq, a predicted model, not a curated record